AAAUAGAUAUUGCGACAAUCGAAACAUUUAUCAAGAAGGCUUAUACAGACGUUUUUUGGGGUAUUAAUUUUGACUGGAAAACACGUUUAUCUUUCAAGUCGUAUCAGGAAAGGACUGAUCUUAAAUUAAACAAAAUGAAUCUGCCUUACGUCAUUGGAAUUUCGGCAGCUUUGGUAAGCAUAGCGACUUGUCAAAGUCUAACUAGUACUGGCAAUGGAACCAAUCCACCGAGUGAAAAGAUUAUUACACUGCCGAUAAAUGAACUGCUUGGUAUGCCAAGUUCAGCAGUAUACGUAGAUGGGCACAUUUCAGCGGCUGGUGGGCGCGUUCAACUGCCUGAUGGGAGAACUUCGCUUGACGUGGGACAUUCAGCAGUAGAUGGGCACAAUUUAGCGGCUGGUGGGCGCGUUCAUCUGCCUGAUGGGAGAACUUCGCUUGAUGUGGGCCAUUCAGUAGUAGAUGGGCACAAUUUAGCGGCUGGUGGGCGCGUUCAACUGCCUGAUGGGAGAAUUCAGCUUGAUGUGGGACAUUCAGCAGUAGAUGGGCAUAUUUCAGAGGCUGGUGGGAUCGUUCAACUGCCUGAUGGGAGAAUUUCACAUGUUGAUCAUAAAAUUUCAACAGCUGAGAGAAUUACACCGAUCGAUAGGAGAAUGACUGCAGUUGAGCGGAGAGUUUCACACGUUGAUCCAAGCGUUUCAAUUCCGGACGGUAGAAUUUUUAAUAUUGAUGGGUCAAUCUCACCAACUAAUAGGAUAAAUACAUUGACUGACGGGAGAAAUUUACCGUCUGAUGGGAGAAUGUCACCGGUUGAUGGUAGAAUUCCAUUGCCAGAUGGGAAAAUUUCAUUGCCUGAUCGGGGAAUUUCGCCAGUUGAUCGGAGAGUUUCAGCAGUUGAAAGGAGAGUUUCACAAGUUGAUCGGCGGAUUUCAGAUGUUGACCGCAGAGUUGUAGCGCCAAAUGGCGGAAAUCUAGCAAUUGAUGGCGUACUUUCGCCAAGUAGUGGACGAAUUUCGCCAAUUAAUAGGAUAUAUGACGACCCGAUGUUCAUACAUAACGAAUGUGUAAAACAAGCGUGUCCCUAUCCCAGCCUUUGUUAUAUUCCCCAUCCGAGAAGCUGUUUCCAUUUUAUUAUGUGUAGACCAUUGGAAAAUGGUCAGAUCAUAUCAACGGCAAUGCCGUGUGCGUUUGGCACAAAAUGGAAACCUGGGUUGGAGCCAUCAUGUGAUAGGUUUGAUCUAGUAGAUUGCCCAAUCGAUAAAUGUAAACAUCCGUCUGUAUCCGCAUAUACACACGACGACCGCAACUGCCGGACAUACUGGACGUGUGUCAAUGGACGAUCGAGGCCGGCUUGUUGCGCAAAGUACCAUUCCUUUGAUCCAGUUACCAACCAAUGUGUGAGUGAUAUACGGUGUGAUUCUGUGUGCCCUCUUCUCAAUGAUGCAACAUGCGGGGCUCCCGGAAUACGGCUCGCACAUUUUGCUGACGAAAACUGCCGAACUCACUGGGACUGCGAAAAUGGUCACCCCCACCCAGUUUGUUGUCCCGCUGGUCAGGGAUUCGACGUGUUCCGAUCCGAAUGCGUCCCUAACGCCAGCUGCACACAUCCUUGUCCGAAUGAAUAUUCCGAAUCCUGUUCAAUACCUGGGACAAAGUCAUACGGUAUCGUUACUGACAACAACUGUAGAACCUACAUUAAAUGUGACAAAUACGGGCAAGCUCACCCAUACUGUUGUCUUCCUGGUAUGAUGUAUGACGUAAAGGCGAAACAAUGUGUUCCUGGUGUCGGAAUGAAAUGUGUUAAUGCUAAAUGUCCAUAUGGUCAUCGAGAAGAAUGCAAGCUAGAGGUUGUACCAGGCAAUCCUCGAGUAUAUAAAAAUCUAGACUCUUUUGGUGGGAUUGUGAUGCCGUGUCCUGUUGGCACAGUCUUUAAUGCUUCCGGUUGUCAAUGUUCACCCGACUUAAUGGCACAGACAACAACUCUUAACCCAAAUGUUUGCACUAUGGCUAUCCAGGCGAUAUUUCCGGACCUGAAGAAUAUGGGUACAGCUGUUGCAGCCUUGCUGAUGAUCGGUGAAUACGGACAGGGCGAGACAGGGGUGGGAAACAUGCAGAGCUUCUGGGACGGAGGGGAUGGUAUAAGUAUACCAUUUUAUGGAUCCCAGUCCUUAAUUAAGCUGUACCUAGAGGCACGUUUCCGUCCGACAGCUGGUUCACAGAAGAAGCAAGUAUUUGUGACAAGCUGCAAUUACGUAGCUGGCGUUCCAACGUUUGAGGUCAGUUUAGAUCAGUUUCAAGGUACAGGUGGGACAAUAAAACUGCUGGCUAAAACUGAUGGCCUUCCAGGAUUGGCAGACAUUUCACUUCCUUACAAGUUCAACGAUGAGAUAUUGCUAAGAGUUAUAUACGAUGGUUCUAAAAUUGGUUUGUUCAUAGACAGUAAUGAUCCUACGAUGUCAAAGGGCGCUGUUCGUCCGUUAAAAGGGUUAAUAGCAAUACAUCGCAGUGGACUCCGGUUUUCUCACUGUAGAUAUGAAAAUAAUAUAUCUGGUUUUAUUGGAUUCGUCUCUGAGAUAAAAUUUACAAAAUGUUUGACAAAAGGAAUGCAAGAUGCCCUGGAUGCAGCCACUCCUGUUGUGUAAAAUUAAAAGGCGUAUAUCUGAAUGCACUACUGGUGUGCAACAUACUGCUUACUACAGCGGCUGUUUCUAUUUUUGUUGCAAACAACCUGACACAUGGCAAUAAAAAAGUGGCAAAAUAAUCUAAAAACUACUGCGGACACUGCGAAUAUAAGAUUGUUUAAAGUCUAUACGAAAGCCACGCAUACAGCACACAGCAUAUAGCCUAAAACAUAAAACUGUUAUAAGUGUCACUGACAAUCAUUUUGCCUUUGGAGACAAUUUAUUUUCCUAAGACAUCUGAGCGCUGUCAACUGAAUCUAAUAUUGUUUGUAACAUUAUAUGUAGUUUGAUAUAACACCAUAACAUCUGUCAUAAAUGUAUUUUUUACAAUUGAUAUGAAUUUGAUUUCGCACAUAAAUUUUUGUUUGAUAUGUAAUUUGUAAGAUAGAUAAAUGUUAUAAAAUCGAUAAUAAAUUUGCUAUUGAAUGUUG
Mercenaria mercenaria is the source of this 3109-nucleotide messenger RNA. RefSeq lists its product as uncharacterized. Gene Ontology annotation, cellular component: extracellular region. Gene Ontology annotation, molecular function: chitin binding. NCBI's taxonomy places the organism in Eukaryota, Metazoa, Mollusca, Bivalvia, Venerida, Veneridae. The transcript is spliced from 16 exons. The record is from RefSeq and is a predicted model, not a curated record. Bases 135 to 2639 code for a protein of 834 amino acids.